ACUGCACUGUUUCUUGGCUAUAUCUUGACUACAGGAGAAUCAUGAGGAUGCAACUACUUGUUUACAGCUUGUUUCUACUUCUACUUGCUUUUAAGCAGGCACCUGGACUGGUUGCAACAGCUCCAGAUCUAGAGAAUGUUGAAGAGAAAUCUCCCAAAAUGGCUCUUAGUGAUAAGUCUCCACAGCUCCUCUACAUGAAGAAACUACGAGAUAUGCUGAAAGAUACAAAGGAAAUUCCCACAGCAGAAUCCGAUAACAUUGGAGGAUCACUUUUAGCAACCAGCAUUGAAGCAGAAAAUGUCACAGGCCCAGGAAAUACAACAAAAGGAUUAAUCAUGCAAGAUCAAAACAAGUAUGUAUUGCAAGUGUCCCUCCCAAAGAAUAGAGAGGCCUCGUACAUACAGAGUGCAGAAUUGUGGAUCUUCCCACAACAAAUCGCCGCACAGCAGCAGGCAGGAAACUUUAAAAAAAUGAAGCUAUUGGUCACAGCCGAGCUCGAGCAUGCAACACGACCAAGAAAAGAGGUGUUGGAUGUGAUAUGGGACACCAGAAUGGACUGCAUAGCUCUUAAUGUUACUUCACUCAGUCACAAAAUUGUCAGAAACCUUGAAAAACAUCAACUUCAGCAAGCAAACAUCUCUGUCUCAAUCGAAGUUGUGAGUACAAGACUGCAAUCUGAAAUUCCUACAACGGAAUACUUUAUUGACAUGUGUGAUGCACUUUCAGAGAAGCAAACUAAAAACCCAUUCCUAGUUGUCAAGUACUAUGUCGAAGAGCAGCCAUUGGAUUCUUUGACUGACACUUCUCACCAGAAAAGAAGUGCAGUCACAGAACCCCCCACCACAUCACAAAACUGCUCUGUGGUUCCUUUGACGGCUAACAUAACAAAACUGUUUGGAGAUUUCAUUUUACACCCUAAAGAAUUGGAGAUUUCUGAUUGCUCUGGUUCUUGUAAUGUACUCAGAAAUAGAGAUAGCUUCUCUAAUCAUGCUUACCUUGUGGAGAAAUUAAAAAUACUGGACGCUAACAGACCAACUUUUAAGCACAAAGCUUGUUGUGUUCCUACAGAGUACAAACCUGAACACCUGUUGAUUUCUAGUUACAAUCGUUUUAUGAUCGUCCAGUUCGAAGAGAUGAGAGUAACAAAGUGUGGCUGUCGAUAAGUGCUUACAUCAUCCACUUACUAUAAUUAUAUCAAAUAAACAAUAAACUCGUGCUCCCCAAUCUCCUCAUCAGUAUAAUACUUAAUUAACUAUUUUUGUCUAUCUGUGUCUCUGUCAGUUACUAAUGGAAUUUGAAGUAUGUUAGCACUUA
Molecule: messenger RNA, 1314 nt
Organism: Halichondria panicea
Lineage: Eukaryota; Metazoa; Porifera; Demospongiae; Suberitida; Halichondriidae
Exons: 2
Coding region: 42-1163 (373 amino acids)
Cellular component (GO): extracellular region
Molecular function (GO): cytokine activity; growth factor activity
Source: RefSeq, a predicted model, not a curated record